UUAGAGAAGCCCCAUACAUUUACAACUCUUUUUGUGGAGUGGGGUUGCAAAUAGCCUCUAGAGGUCAUCGAUGGCUGUUUUCAUGAUGGUUCUUGGCCUGUUUUUCGUGAUGCUCUGUUCCUGCACUGCCCUGCUCAGGUGGAAUGAAGUCAGAUACAGGAAGAAAGGUCUUCCCCCUGGCACAAUGGGUUGGCCUGUCUUUGGUGAAACCACUGAGUUUCUCAGGCAAGGUCCAAACUUCAUGAAGAACCAUAGAGCAAGGCAUGGAAGUUUUUUCAAAUCCCAUAUUCUGGGUUGUCCUACAAUUGUUUCCAUGGAUCCAGAGCUGAACAGAUACAUUCUGAUGAAUGAAGCAAAAGGGCUGGUUCCUGGCUACCCUCAAUCCAUGCUUGAUAUCUUAGGCAAAUGUAACAUUGCAGCAGUCCAUGGCUCCACCCACAAGCACAUGAGAGCAGCUCUGCUGGCCCUCGUUUGCCCUACCAUGAUCAAGGACCGACUCUUGCCCAAAAUAGAUGACUUUAUGAGAACCCACCUCAGCAGUUGGGAUAACAAAGUCAUUGACAUUCAUCAAAAGACCAAAGAGAUGGCACUUCUUUCCUCACUCAAGCAAAUUGCCGGGAUUGAAUCAAGCUCUAUAGCUCAGCAACUCAUUCCUGAGUUCUUUAAACUGGUUAUAGGAACCCUGUCUCUUCCUAUUAACCUUCCCGGCACAAAUUACCGGCGAGGAUUGCGGGCAAGGAAAAAUCUUGUAGGGAUACUAAGAGAACUGUUAGAGCAGAGGAGAGCUUCUGAAGAAUCCCACCAGGACAUGCUUGAAGGACUAAUGAGAAAAGAUGAUAAUAGAUACAAGCUAACUGAUGAUGAGAUAAUUGAUCAGAUCAUCACAAUUAUGUAUUCUGGUUACGAGACUGUUUCGACUACUUCCAUGAUGGCAGUCAAGUACCUCCAUGAUCAUCCAAGAGUUCUUGAAGAACUAAGAAAAGAGCAUAUGGAAAUUAGAGGGAGAAAAAGGGCUGAAGAUCCUAUUGAAUGGAAUGAUCUUAAAUCAAUGAGAUUCACUCGUGCGGUAAUUUUUGAGACCUCAAGAUUGGCUACAAUUGUGAAUGGAGUUCUGAGGAAAACUACAGAGGAAAUGGAACUGAAUGGAUUUGUGAUUCCUAAAGGCUGGAGGAUAUACGUGUAUACGAGGGAGAUUAAUUAUGAUCCAUUUCUGUAUCCUGAUCCUUUAGCUUUUAAUCCAUGGAGAUGGCUGGAUAGGAGCUUGGAGUCUCAGGGUAACUUCUUUAUAUUUGGAGGAGGCACCAGAAUGUGUCCAGGGAAGGAACUAGGAAUAGCAGAGAUUUCUACUUUCCUUCACUACUUUGUGACUAGAUACAGGUAAAAAUCUACAUCUCUGAAUAAAUUGCAAAAACACCCCUUGAGUUUUGGUGAAAAUACAAAUUAAUCUAAAGAUAAUGAAAACAUACACCAUCACUCCCAACUCCCCUUGGUAACUUUUAGAUGGUGAUGAUGUAACUUUUCAAAAUCUUCGAACCAGUGUAUUUUCUAGCCGAAACUGGGGGGAUUAUAAUUAACAAAAAAACUUCAACCAGUCUACCAAAGGAAAAUGUUGCAGAAGAAAGAAAUUUUGACUUAAAUUGGAAGUUGUAUUUUUACUGCAGCUGGAAAGAAGUUGGGGAAGAUAAAUUGAUGAGAUUUCCAAGGGUGGAGGCACCAAAUGGACUGCACAUCAGAGUCUCAUCUUCCUGACCACACCAGUGGUACUGUACAAGGAGAGAUAUAGCAUAGGGCAAAGGGAUAAGGAUGUACAAUAAUGUUGCUAACAUAUUAAAAAAAAAAAAAAAAAAGAAUAAUGAGAAUGACAUUGAAAAAAAAAAAAAAAAAAAGAAUAAUGAGAAUGACAUUGAAGUCUUUCCAAUUUCAGGUUAUUGGUAUUGACUGUUAUUCUGGGGGAACAAAGAGCAUUUUCCCAAAUGAAAGAAUGCUUUCCAACAUAGAACCUUAUCUGAGUUCUUUAAUCCCAUAUACAAAUAAUAGAAGAAACAUGUACUGUCCAAGAAUAUAAAAUUAAACAGUACACCUAUUA
Molecule: messenger RNA, 2086 nt
Organism: Rubroshorea leprosula
Lineage: Eukaryota; Viridiplantae; Streptophyta; Magnoliopsida; Malvales; Dipterocarpaceae
Source: the annotation of a GenBank genome assembly